Thalassophryne amazonica is the source of this 5295-nucleotide messenger RNA. It is a transcript of the gene mideasb, whose product is annotated as mitotic deacetylase associated SANT domain protein b. The coding region runs from base 445 to 4731 and encodes 1428 amino acids. The transcript has 20 exons. Gene Ontology annotation, molecular function: transcription corepressor activity. Gene Ontology annotation, biological process: negative regulation of DNA-templated transcription; regulation of transcription by RNA polymerase II. Gene Ontology annotation, cellular component: transcription regulator complex; histone deacetylase complex. The record is from RefSeq and is a predicted model, not a curated record. NCBI's taxonomy places the organism in Eukaryota, Metazoa, Chordata, Actinopteri, Batrachoidiformes, Batrachoididae.
UCGCGGUGAGGUCAGCACCGUGAGUCAACCCCCGGGGAUGUGUGCAGUCACCGCUGCAGGUUUGCACCGUGCAGGCCCGCGCCGCCGCUGCGCGCACGGAACCCGAGCAACGUUCAUCCCGAGCUCGGGUAUUGCCAGUGAAUGAGAAGAACCACAGCCUUUUGUCAUCUUACUCCAGGUUAUUGACCUCUGGAGGGGUCACAAACAAGAGAAGUGGAUAUUCUCUGGGCUGACUUACUUAAUAUCUUCAGUGUAGUUUUUCAGUUUUUUUUUUAUUGCUGUGUAUACCUUUAUAAAAAGGUAUACUCAAGCAUUUAUACUUUGCUUAACUGUUGGAAUGACGUAGCCAAGGAACAUUCAUUGGGGUUUUACCCACUAGCUGCACCCCUUAAUUUUGGCCUACCCCCUUAAAUAUACACUUGGCUCACCCCUUUCAUACCCGCCAUGAGUGUACCAACCCAGCAGAAACCCAGCAACAAGAGAACAGGCAAACGCAUCACAUUCUUCAAUGAUCCAAGUGCACCAAUGAAAGAUACUUCUGAGCACCCGGAAGGAUCUUACUACGUCCAAGGCAGCGCUGCCUCAGACCACGGACAGAGCGAGGAUGCUGUGAGUACCGCGUCCUCUAAUGCGGAGGGCACUCAGAUGUACCUCAACUCUGUCAUCUUUAGCCCCGAAAAGGGUGACCAAACCAGGAGUCAUUAUCAGCACACUGUGCCUAUGAAGUGGACUCAGCAGGACUCCAGUCAACAGCAGCCAUCACUGUCUCAGCAGCAGCGAGCUGCCUCUUGGACCACCAUGAGCAACUGGGGGCAAAACUUUCCGAAUUAUAUUCGAGGAGUUAAUGAGACAGACUCAAGGACUCAAUUUGUUAAGCCAAUGCAUGACACGUCUGUCCUGCAGCCCCCAAACAGAGCUGGAGACAAGCAAUCGUUGGGAGUCAGCCUCGUGGUACAAGCUUACAGUGACGCAGUUAAGGCUCGGGGACUAGAGUGGGACCAGCAGCAACCGCCUCAGGCCUUUCAGGAGACCUUAAAGCCUGGAGCACUGAACACCCAGCAACACGGCACCUCCAACCCAGGAGGAAGCUCGGUCUUACAACCCUUUCAGUUGGCAUUUGGUCAACCCAGACAGCACCUGCCAGCCUAUUACCAGACCUUUCAUGGCAACAGGGCAACCCUACCUAACCUGAACUACUCGACACAGGCUAAACCCACGCACCAGUUGCAGCAGCUUCAGAAACGAGAGCAAAUCCACCAUCACCAUCAGAUAAUCCAUCAGCAAAUUCAGCAGCAGCAACAUCAGAUGCACCAACAACAAAUGGCUCAUCGGCUGCAGCAACAGCAGCAGCAAAUUCAACAUGAGCAGCAGCAGCAAAUGCAGCAUGAGCAGCAACACCAACAAAAGCUGCAGCAGCACCAAAUACAACAGCAGCAGCUACAAAUUCAGCAAAUGCAACAUCAGCAAUUGCAACAACAAAACCCUCAUGUGGUUAACUAUUUCCCCAGUGCCAAAAAUGCACACCCAAAUCCACAGCCUGUGGUCAUUCACGCCGAGGAGUCCUCUGCUCCACUUCCCCCAAAGAUCCAGGAACCAAUCAUCCAGGACAUUACUCCAGAACCCCAGCAGCCGUUGGACCCGUUGCAGCCCAGUGUCCAGUCUGAGCUCCUGCCGCUGCCCCACACACAGCCCGAUUCCCAACAGCCGCUUCGCAGAUCCCGGCGGCUUUCCAAGGAAGGUGGAGCGCCAUCGGAGAACACGGCUGUUAGCUCUUCAAACCAAGUAGCUCCGGGUCUACAGGGCUCCCAGAACGGAGUCCGUGACAUCCAGGCAGCACCAACCGGCGUCAUCCAGAGUACACGCGGGAAACGCAGGGUCUCCCAAGAGGUCAACCUGGAGACCCUUGCCCAGAAGGCUUCUGAAAUGGAGUCUCUACCAUCACAUGUCAUAAAGGAGCCCCACAGGCCGUGGAGCCCCACUGAAUCAGAGGGUGUGAGCGCCAACAGACCUCAAGACAACAGCUUUCUUCCUCUUGUUAUCCCCGUGUCUGUUCCAGUGCGGAGGAAAGAGCCGUCCUCCCCCAACCGGGAUGAAGCCGCCCUGGCCUCCGCCCGGCCUCCCAGAUCCUCAUAUCCAGAAGACCUUGGUUGUACUGACCACAAACCCUCAGUUAUUGUCACCCGGCGACACUCCCUCAGGAACUCCUUGACCGAAGGCUCUGAUCAAAAUGGCAGAACAGAAGGCGAGAAAGAUGACGACGGCAAGAAAUCCAAGCGGCGACCCCGGCCUGAGCCCCUCUUCAUUCCGUUGCCUAAACCUGGCUUGUUCGUCGCCCCGCCGGUGUACCCCAGCAUCACGCAGUACCAGAGCCACCUGCGCUCCCCCGUUCGCCUCGCAGACAAUCCUCUCACCGUGCCCCCCUACACUCCUCCACCCAUCCUCAGCCCUGUUCGAGAGGGCUCGGGCCUCUACUUCUCAACUUUCCCUCCGGCCGCAGCUGCUGCUGCCGCCGGCAGCCAGGGCCUGCCGCCACCCAUAACACCCAAGUCUGCCACACGCAGUCUGUUACGCUCCAAUAGCUGCGAUGUAACGCCACCAAUCCUGUCGGCUAUGAGCGAAGCCACUCCAGUCAGCAUAGAGCCACGGAUAAAUAUCGGGUCGCGUUACCAGGCGGAUGUGCCCGAGCUGAGGCCGCGGUCAGCCGUUGAACAGGAUCGGCACCAGGCUGAACUGGUCUGGGCUCCACUGAACGAACUGGAGGAGAAACCUGACUUCCAACAGAAAGUUGAAGGACUCAUGCACCUGGCCUGCUCCAGUGUGUUGUGUGGAGGUGGCACCAACCAGGAGUUAGCCCUACAUUGUCUGCAUGAGUGCAAAGGAGACAUAAUGGGGGCUCUGUCUCUGCUGAUGCUGAGAAAUCCAGUUUUCCCAAAAUCACAUCAUCUAUCCAACUAUCACUACUCAGGAUCAGACAGCUGGACAGCGACUGAAAGACGUCACUUCAACAAAGGUAUUGCUGCCUACAAGAAGGACUUCCUCAUGGUGCAGAAACAGGUGACCACGAAGACUGUGGCGCAGUGUGUGGAGUUUUACUAUACCUACAAGAAACACGUCAAGAUCGGCCGCAGUGGGACACCGAUCUAUGGCAAGGCAGAUCUUUUUGAGAGCAGACGACUGACGAGGAUGACCACAAGGAUAAGGUUGUGUGAAAGAUGUGCCGUGGUAAACUCUCAAGAGUUCACCUUCACUUUAAAUGAUGAGGCAAAGUGCCCUGUUAAUGAGUUGCCUCAGAACUCUCAGAGAUUAGAGCCACAGAGGGAGGAGGACGGCAGCAAGUGGGAAGGGUCAGCUGACAGGAAAACAGGAUGUCUGCCCACCAGAGCGGCGGUGCCGCCGCCGCUGGAGUCCACUGACAAUCCCGGGACCGUCCUGAUCAUGAAAGCCCAGGAGGACGCGGGGAAGGACCAGCCCACGUCUCGGGUCAUCCAACCCCCUCAGCUACCCCCUCCCACCUCUAAACCGCACUACGGCGGCAACGCACACAAGCCCAGUCCGCCGGCAGGCAACAAAGGUGGAACUAACCAGGAGGGAGCGUUCCCUUGCAAAAAAUGUGGCAGGGUUUUCUACAAGGUGAAGAGUCGGAGCGCUCACAUGAAGAGUCACGCCGAGCAGGAGAAGAAAGCUGCAGCGCAACGCCAGAAGGAGGCAGAGGAGCGUGCAGCGGCAAAGGCAGCCGCGAGGCUGCUGCCGAGGCCGCCGCCAAGGCCGCCGCCGUCCUGGCUGCACGGCAGCAUAACGGGAUGCGGCAGGUUUGAAGGGGACAGCACCAAUGAUAACUCGUCAGAUGGGGACAUUGAGGAUGAUGAAGACUGGGAAGGCACCAAACUGCUGGGCAAUAGUCCAGGAUCAGACAGCUGGACAGCGACUGAAAGACGUCACUUCAACAAAGGUAUUGCUGCCUACAAGAAGGACUUCCUCAUGGUGCAGAAACAGGUGACCACGAAGACUGUGGCGCAGUGUGUGGAGUUUUACUAUACCUACAAGAAACACGUCAAGAUCGGCCGCAGUGGGACACCGAUCUAUGGCAAGGCAGAUCUUUUUGAGAGCAGGACGACUGACGAGGAUGACCACAAGGAUAAGCAGAACUCUCAGAGAUUAGAGCCACAGAGGGAGGAGGACGGCAGCAAGUGGGAAGGGUCAGCUGACAGGAAACAGGAUGUCUGCCCCACCAGAGCGGCGGUGCCGCCGCCGCUGGAGUCAACUGACAAUCCCGGGACCGUCCUGAUCAUGAAAGCCCAGGAGGACGCGGGGAAGGACCAGCCCACGUCUCGGGUCAUCCAACCCCCUCAGCUACCCCCUCCCACCUCUAAACCGCACUACGGCGGCAACGCACACAAGCCCAGUCCGCCGGCAGGCAACAAAGGUGGAACUAACCAGGAGGGAGCGUUCCCUUGCAAAAAAUGUGGCAGGGUUUUCUACAAGGUGAAGAGUCGGAGCGCUCACAUGAAGAGUCACGCCGAGCAGGAGAAGAAAGCUGCAGCGCAACGCCAGAAGGAGGCAGAGGAGCGUGCAGCGGCAAAGGCAGCCGCCGAGGCUGCUGCCGAGGCCGCCGCCAAGGCCGCCGCCGUCCUGGCUGCACGGCAGCAUAACGGGAUGCGGCAGGUUGAAGGGGACAGCACCAAUGAUAACUCGUCAGAUGGGGACAUUGAGGAUGAUGAAGACUGGGAGUAAGAUGAAGAUCUGGCUAAUUGUCUCCACACGGUGGCGCUCCCUGGCUCAGCGGGGGGGAACCUUCGAAACUUUCUGUAUAUUUUGUGGAACUUUUUCAGGGGCAAAGUCACUCCCAUGUAAGUGCUGGAGUGUGUGCGCGUGCACUGCCCAAAAAGUAACCAGUACCCCUUUACUCUGCUUGAAAAGCUUUCCCACUUACCUCUCUUGGUCACAGGGCUCGGUAAUGUCAAAGCCAUGCCGCUUCCCUGUGCACGGUCUGUGCCAGGCCUUCCUCAGCACUUUUUUUUUUGUUUGUUUGUUUUGGAUGUCACUUUUUCAAAUGGCAGGCUCGGAAUGCUUUGGACCUACGGCGGCAUUCCGACUGUCCAGCGUCAGGUGAGGUUUUAUGGAAGUACACGGCGCGGUGUUGAAAUGUGACAGCUGGGGAAGUGUGGCGAGGCAAACAAGUCCCCCCGGUGUUUGGUUUCUCCUCCACACGGGUAGAUCACACAACAGACGGACAGUUGGGUGGCAUGUGCAGAAUGUUGCCUCUGUUUCACUGUGUUCCUCCGCUGCCGGCUGCCA